This is a messenger RNA of Pomacea canaliculata, 2737 nucleotides long. Its product is annotated as zinc finger CCHC domain-containing protein 10-like. The record is from RefSeq and is a predicted model, not a curated record. The coding region runs from base 114 to 632 and encodes 172 amino acids. Lineage: Eukaryota; Metazoa; Mollusca; Gastropoda; Architaenioglossa; Ampullariidae. The transcript has 4 exons. Gene Ontology annotation, molecular function: nucleic acid binding; zinc ion binding.
CGACACGAGCAGAAGUACGCUAACAUUAGUUUCCUAAACAAUGUCGUAAGGGGAAUGUACUGUAGCGAUCUUCUCGGCGGAAACGGAAGUUAUUGUUUCUGUACCACAACAAUAUGGCUACUGAUUUUCACAAGCCCGCUCUUCUUCGAAAAAAUGAGCCCAGCGCUGAAAACAUCCGGUGCCAGAAGUGCCUGGAGAAGGGUCACUGGACGUACCAGUGCUCUGGCAAACGAAAAUACGUGCAUCGGCCCUCACGAACCACGGAGAUGAUAAAGCGGUUCAAAGAGGAUGAAGAAAAGGCCAAACUGGAGCUGGUAGCAAAGACAAGUACUAUACUGGAAAAAAAGAAAAAGAAGUCAGAUGGAGAAGAUUCAUCUUCAGAUUCUGACAGCAAUUCAAGUUCAUCGGAUUCUGAUUCUGACAGCAGCAGUUCAUCCUCAUCCUCAAGCUCAUCAUCUUCAUCCAGUGCGGGAGAGUCUGACAGUGAAUCAGAUUCCACAGAUAGCUCCACUUCCUCAUCCUCAUCCUCUUCCUCAUCCUCCGAGUCAGAGGAUGAAGAGAAAUCAAAGUCAAAGCGCAAAAACGACGCAGCCAGAAGAGAAAUGACUGAAGAGCAUUGUUGUUAUGACUGAGUGCUGACAGUGAGAAAGUUGCAUGAGGUCUAAACUGAAGAAAACAAAUAUAUUGAAAUGAAUGAAAUCAGAAAUGGAUGCAUGCUGUUUGCCAGGAACUGGAUUGACCUGAAAAUAUGUGAUGAAUGUUGCACAGUGGAGUGGAGGAUGUAAGUAGGACAACAAUGUUGAAGAUAUUGAGUGGUUUAUUUUAAAGGAAAUAUAUAUUGCAAUUCUAAACAAACAUUUAAACAAAUGAUAUAUUUCUUUUAUUAUAUUCUACGCAAAUUUUAACAGCAUGCAAGUCUCAGUGUUGCCUUUAAAUGUUUUCAUCUGCAAUGUUGCACAGCUGUUGAUUUUUAGAUUAAAUAACCAAGUAAAAAAAAUGAUUUAAUUCCACACUUGUUAGCUACUAACGUUAUUUUGACAAUUUAUCUAAUAAUUUUUAAGUACUAUUAUUCAUAGUAUCUGACAAGAUUGUAUAAUGUGAUUUCCAUCUCAGCACAUCCUAGUGUCUCGGAAUUUUUACUGACAUUUUGGUGGGUGGAAAUUGUUAUGUACCAACUGCCAUCCAUCGUUUUUAUGAUGUAUAUAUAAUGUAUGGCGCCAGUGGAGGCUUAAAUGUGACCUACAAACUUUUGGGGUUUUCAGUUGAAUACCUUUUUAACCUUAAACAUAUUUCUAAAUAUACUAAUUAUAGUGCCAUAUGAAAAUUUACUGAUCAUAGUCAUGUAUAAAAAAAAAAUUGGAGAGAAAAAUUAGGAAUUUUAUUGCCAAUUUUCCUAGAUGUUAUGGGUUGCAGAUAUUAUUGGGUGGUAAGUUGGUUUCUAGGAAAAUGACUAGCACAGAGUAAGGAAUAGGAAUUGUUAGCAGACUACUAGCAACAGCGACAAAAAAAAAUGUUCUCCACAGGGAGAUUGCUUUAUUCAUUCCACUUUUGAAAAAGCUGACCAUAUUUUUAUGAUUCAGUACUUUUUAAUGGGCUCUGAGGAGGAUACAUAGGACGGUUACUUCCAGUUUAGAAAACAGGUCAACAGUUCUUCCGACAUGGUUGUUCCUGAGUGCUGCAUCCAAUGACUGCCACAGCAACAGCUUUCCAUGUCUGGUUUUCAAGUGUGCCUGCUCAUGUUGGUGCCUCUGCCAGGUGUAUCUGCAUCUGGGUGUUUAUAAUAAAUGGCCACGUUUGUGGCUUAUGAAAUAUAUGUUUCCCAGAAAAAAAUACUGUAUUGUUUUGUUUUUAGCUUUGUCUUUUUCAUCAUUGCUUCUCAUGUCUUCUGGCAUCUUCACAGUUCAUAACAGGAUAGGGAUUUAGAGGGAGUCUCAAUGUUUACACCUUUCUCCAUCCUCAAUGUGAAUUCAAAAUAGCACUUUUUAUUUAUUUAUACACAUUAAUGUGCUUAAAUAGGCAGAUGUUUUGCUUUUUUAGCAUAUCUUCACCUAGUUCAGAACAUUAUUUGCAGGAACAAGUGGUGCAAGUAAACAGAUCAAAAUAUAGUGUGAAACCUGACCCCUUAAUGUUAAAAAAAAAUUUUGAAUAUAGCUUGUUCUGGAUUUUACUUGUGAUGUUUAGAUGCGUUUCACUGAUGGGGAAACUGUAUAGAUAUUUUCUUUUUUUUUAGAAGAAUGGUUCUUUUUUGUUGUACAAAAAAUUCAUAGCUUUUUUUUGUUCUUGCUGACUUGUAGAGUUUUGUGUGCUAUUUUGACUAUUGAUGUGUUAUAUUUUCAUCAUAUUGUUAAAGACCUGUUUAGCUGAUAAUUUGAAUAAAAUGUCAAAACUCCAUUAACAAAAUUCCUAAACUCACAAAUUUUGAGUAUGUAAAUAACUAGAAACUGCAUUGUGGAUUAUGCUGAAGUUACUAAAAUCAAGAUAAUGGUCAAUCUUGAGUGUGGUGGACUAUUGAGCCAAAUGUGUAAACAUGCUUGCUAACAAGCGGUGACAAAAAAGCUAAUAAAAUGUGGGUUAGGAACAGAGGAAAAAACAGAAUGCCUUAUUAUAUAUGAAUAAUUAUUUGUAUCAACAUUUUACAUAAACAUUGUUUUGGAUAAUAAUAUUCUAAGACACUUGUGAAUGCUUUCAAUAAUUAAAAAUAUUUUCUGUCGAAAUAAAGAAUAAAAGAAUGAAAAAA